Penicillium soppii is the source of this 3774-nucleotide messenger RNA. Its product is annotated as serine/threonine-protein kinase. NCBI's taxonomy places the organism in Eukaryota, Fungi, Ascomycota, Eurotiomycetes, Eurotiales, Aspergillaceae. Gene Ontology annotation, molecular function: protein serine/threonine kinase activity; ATP binding. The record is from RefSeq and is a predicted model, not a curated record. Gene Ontology annotation, cellular component: cytoplasm. Gene Ontology annotation, biological process: intracellular signal transduction; protein phosphorylation. The transcript is spliced from 5 exons. The coding region runs from base 1 to 3774 and encodes 1257 amino acids.
AUGGAUCAAGUCAUGUUGGAUGUCAAUGGCUCUCAUCGGAAGCGGCAGCCAUUGAUGGAUGCAUCUAGCCGCGUGAAUCACUCGAGAUCGCCGAACGCUGAGACGCCUCGUCUGAUAAUUGAAGAGUCUGAGAUGAAGACACCCGAUCGGAUGUCUUUGUUGAUGACUCCCACUCCACGAAGGAAUAAAGAGAAUGACAGACUCUCCGUGGCUACUGAUAUGCAACCCGAUUCAGCUCGCAACUCGAUCAUGUCGGCGGCUUCCAUCCUAUCACACAAAGGAAAGAGAAAGACACACGUGGGGCCAUGGCAAUUAGGACGAACGCUCGGAAAGGGAGCCACUGGACGAGUUAGACUGGCCAAGCAUGCUGUGACAGGUAACACUGCGGCUAUCAAGAUCGUCUCUAAGAAGUCGGCUGCCAUGGUUCAGAGUGAGAGUAUUGCAGCAAUGGACCGCAAUGUGGGAAACUUUUCUGCCAACACAACGACCAGACAAAUGCCAUGUGGCAUCGAGCGUGAGGUAGUCAUCAUGAAGUUGAUUGAACAUCCAAAUGUGAUCAGUCUCUAUGAUGUGUGGGAAAACCGCGGAGAAUUAUAUCUCGUCCUUGAAUACGUGGAGGGAGGAGAGUUGUUCGAUUAUGUCUCCAAACGCGGAGCCUUGCCAGAAGAAGAGGCAGUGCGUCUGUUCCGCCAAAUUAUUGCAGCUCUUGGAUAUUGCCAUCGUUUCAAUAUCUGCCACCGUGAUCUGAAGCCAGAGAACAUUCUGCUCGACUCGAACCACAACAUCAAGCUUGCUGAUUUUGGUAUGGCUGCGCUUCAACCGGCAGGUCAUUGGCUGAAUACAUCCUGCGGCAGUCCGCACUAUGCUGCGCCGGAGAUCAUUUACGGCCGGAAGUAUCGUGGUGAUAGAGCGGAUAUGUGGAGUUGUGGUAUCAUUUUGUAUGCCUUGCUGACCGGAUAUUUACCAUUUGAUGGAGGAGAUCUUGGAAAGACCCUGCGACUCGUGAAGAAGGGUGAUUACAUGAUUCCCCAGGAGCUUAGUGCCGAGUCCGCCGAUCUUAUUCAACGGAUCCUACAGAAGAGGCCAGAAGACCGCAUCUCGAUGAAAAAUAUUUGGUUGCAUCCGCUGUUCACCAAAUACGAGAAGCUUCAUAAUGCGAUGAUUGACCACUAUGUUGGUCCCCCACCUGCCUUAUCCGUGAAUGACUGCGGGCCGUCUUUGUCAUGUCAACAGGAUAUCGAUCCUGAUAUUUUGCGCAAUCUUCAAACUUUGUGGCAUGAUGUUAAGCCGAACGAACUGAUUCAACGACUGUUAUGCAUUGAACCCACCCACGAGAGGAUGUUCUACAAUGCUUUGGCAAGGUUCCGAGAUGAGCAGCUGGAGAACUAUCAAGGACAGCCUUUGGAAUACUCUGCCAGUGACUAUCAUCAUAUCUCGCGCCCAGGAGGCAGAGUUAGACGAGGCCGCAGCCAAACAGGACAAGGCAACUCCAAGCGCCGUGCGCAGUACCCAUCCGUGAAAGAAUUCCCCCGUCGUCUCAGCUCUUUCAAGGAACCAAUGUCCUCUGGAACUGUCGAAAGCUACGAUCCAUACAGAUCACCGAAAAAUGGCACCACAGUCACGGAAGCGGAGUAUGCUCAGAUCACUAUUCACAGGGAACCCCCAGAGAACUCGGUCGACGUACUAUCUUCACCAAAGGUGGAACCCCCACCUUCAAUCGCAGAGGAAGAAGAGCCAGAAGACGUGAACGAAGACGAGGGCUCACCGUUUACCAUACUUCAGAAACGGAAGCACAAGCCCAGCUCUAUGAAGUCCUUCCACUCUUCCAAGAUUCCGCAUUCAAGUUCCCGUGCUCCGGGAUUGUCUACACAUUCCACGAGCUACCGUCGCAAUGUUUCGUUCCACCAUGUCCGCAACCGCUCUCAUGGCUCUACUACUGCUAAGCCCAAAAGGAGAAAGACUGCUGCACCGACGCAACAAGGACCCACGCAGCAGGCUGAGAUCAGACGAUCACCCAGCACCUGCAGCUUGCAACUUCUUGCCAAUACUAUCAACAUUCCAGACAUUCCGAGUAGUCCACCUCUGCCAGCACAGCCAACCGUUGUCCGCGCAAACGCACCCAAGGUCAAGAGCCUACGCCAUGCGCGGAAGGUUCGCGACUCAGACUACACCUGGAAAGAGGACACUCGAAAGGUCUCUCAUGAACUGAGCCAGAUCUGCGAGGAGGCAUUCAACGGUAGCUCAGUCUCAACUAUCCGGACUGCGAGCGCUGGUUCUGGAUAUGAAACCCCAGGAACGCCAGUCUCGAUGCCCAGCCCCGAGCAGCUUCAACCUGCUACACACCUCCCUGUAUCCAAAACCACAACGGAGUCACCCCGAUCUUACAAUAUCACGCACCUCACCGAAACACGACGAAAGCUUGCUGAGCAUAGUCGGGGCAGAAAAGAUAACAUUCCUCGCUACCUCUCUGGUGUCAUCAAUCAUCUAGAUCGGUUGAUCGAAGAGGACAAAACUGUCAAUGGGCCAAGGUUGGAUUCAAAUAUGGCAACUUAUCAAGAUCCCUUUGUCACCUCCCCAGCUGAGGGCUUGCUGCCUGUUAUAAAUGAAGAAUUUGCUAGCCCUGCACACUCGCCGAGUGAAACUAGCAUCCCUCAGCCACAGCCGCGAGCCUCUCUCGCUGUAUCUCAAGGCGCCGAUCCAAGAGUCACGAUCCGCAUGGUUCCUCACAGUUCGUUCCGCUCUAUGGAGGAAGUGAAGCCUCUCACUAUUCGAAAGAAGCACUAUGGCAAGUCUGAACCCUCGGGUAGUGAUUUUACCACCAGUGAUAGCGUGGCUACUGAUCGAAGCUUUUCUACUGGGUCGCGACAGGCUCCUCCUGGUGGCCUGGCACCGAUCGCCGAAGUUCCCUUGUCUCCUAAGAAGUACUCCAGUGUGGGUUCACAGGGUAAGAAGUGGUCUUGGUUCAAGCAUCGCUCUUCUGGAUCAGACACAUCCCCUGCUCUCCCUCCCAAGGAUCCCCACCCUAUCAUUCCUAGUGGAGGCACGAUAGUCCACAAGCCCAUCACUCUGGAAGCACCUCCGCCCCCUCCUGCGUUGACUACAGAGCGCGUACCGGUUCGGAAGACAUCUAUGGAUCGGUUCGGUGGUGCAUUCUUCAAGAAACUUAUGACCAAGAAGUCCAACAAGCGCGAGCAGGAGCAUGUUGAUGAACAAGAAAAUGAGUUGCAGACCACACCAACAAUGGAGAAUCGCAACUCAAUCAUGUGCACGGGAAUUGCAGACACCGAUAGCUCCUGCGAAGGUGAUGACCCUCGCAUCCAAUUCCGCAACAAGCGUCGCUCCUUGGCCAACCAAAACUGGUUUGCUCGCGUUUUCCAAAUCAGGCCCGCUACCCAAGUCAUCGCCUUGAAUACCUCUAAAGCCAAGGGGCGCAAGGAGCUCUACAAGCUCCUUCGUGAGUGGCGUGACUUUGGCAUGGAGGACGUGUACCUCGACAAAACCAACAGCAUCGUUCAUGGUCGCGUCUGCGAAGCAAAUUUCCUUCAUCUCCGAGAAGUUGAGUUCACUGCUGAGUUCUACACUGUUCUCGAGCAUGGUCGCCAAGCAAACCUCAGCUUGGUUCGCUUCAAGCAAGAGCGCGGUGCAGCGUCGUCCUUCAACAAGGUCGUUGAAACUGUACACAGCACCCUCAAGCGACGUGGUAUGGUGGUCGAGGACCCUACACGAGCCAAGAAGAUGUCAAGGGUUCUCGACUCUGUUCCCAACCACAAAUGA